CGUAACAAAUAGAAAAACUACAAAGUUUGAAAGUUACAACCCCUCCGAAUCUGAUGCAAGACUAUUGCAACAAUAGUUGCAUCGCCCAGAGCGAGAACUGUGUCCUUCCACGCGCGCGGGUUGAGUGAGUAGUCCUGUACUGUAUGUAGUUGGGUGCCGUUUUCAGAUUGCGCCUCUUAAAAUAACCCGUCACGCUAUCACAAAACAAAUCGGUGGCAGUAUUUGGCCGUGGCAGACACAAGCGAGGCGUUCAUCGUUAAAUUCAGCUGUUUCGCCCGGAGAGGCAUUACACUGGGACGCACAGCUUAGGAGCUGUAGCAAUAGCUCUUGUGGCCCAUUAGUAAUAGCCUACAACUGUAUUCCGUUAUCUGCGGAGGGAUACUCUGUUGUGUGACACGGUUGGUCGCUGAUGAAGAUUCCCAGCAGCAGUUUCAACUUUCAGAACUCCUUGAUACAUUGAAGAGCUGCAACAAACUCCACGGUCUCAUCUGGAUCCGACAAAAUUAUGGUCGAGACCAUCUGAAGUCGACGGUAUUUCUGCGCUCCCGAGUUCUGAAUCUAUACAAGAAGCCAACACACUGAGCAAAGUCUGAAAAAUGGAGUCUCACGUUUCAGCCCUGUCCCUGUCCACGAUGCGCGCUUCCGAUGUCAACACAACUCAUCACAUGGACCAGAAGAAAUCAUUCUCGAGAAAAUUUCCGAAUUUCCUACAUUUGCUUGGGCGGCUUUAUCACUCCCCCUCCCCAACGGGCUAACGAUAGCCAAUCACAGGAGGAGAGAGGGGAGGAGCCACAGCCGAUACGGCAAAUAAUUGGUGAAUAUUUAAGUGACUGGAUGACCGAAAAAGAAGAAUUAUGCUCAUUUUCCCCCUCUUCUGAUUCCUCCCACGGCUCCUCCAUACCGUCCUCUCCCCUAGAACAUGACGUUCAGGUGCCCUCAGAUCUGCACAUCAUGACGUCACUUUUGCAAGAGGAACUUUCUCAGUUUGAGGAUUAUUUUCUCUCAGACUUCAGUCCAGCCAAAGUGGAGAAAUGGCAAAAAAGCCACAAAAGUGUACAAGGGAUGGAUUCUACCUUGUGCUACGAAUUUCCCUAUGCUUCACACAGCCCCAGCCAGUCAGAGACAACGAACCCACUGCUUGUCAGCCUGGGGGAGUUGGACCAGGUCGGCUUCUGUGGAGGUCCAAUUGGAAGACCCAAAAUGCUGCGACCAGCGGCAUUCAACAAUGUCCCCUCGCACUAUGGUGGCCGGAGGGUGGCUCCCAAUUCAUUCAGGGAAGGCAUGGAAGUUUCACAGAAGCAGACGUGGAGUUUACAGAAAGAAACAUGGACUUCCAAAGAAAGCUACUCAGGUUUUGAUAGCAUGGUGCUUGACCACAGCUCAGUGGACAGAACUUUCGGGAAGAGUGCAGGAAGUGUUAAGAAGGUCAAAGAAUGUGCCAUACUGUUGAAGGAAGAAGAAAACUAUUGUUUCCGGGGCGACGUGUUCUGUAGUGUCGAGAUGGCCCCCGGUUACUGCGUGGGGAGUCCCUUGAACUCUCACCACGCCAAGAAAGAUAGCCAUCUCAUGCCAGGGAUGAAGAACGUAGGAUGGCAGGACAGGAUGGAUAUUCCCUUUUUGCAGUGCAGUGUCAAUGGAAGGAACCUGGAGUUCUCCGAGCCGGAGACGGCUGAGGAGUAUUUCUACCAGCACGGCGUGGGUCCCGUGGAGCCUUGCUCUGGCUUCAUGGACCCCAUGGACUCGGUGUCGGUGAAAGGCGGUGGCGGGGGCAUCCCUCCGGAGGUUCAUCAGCAGAGCCAUCACCGACCCUACCAUGAAUGCCUUGGCGAGAGCUUCGAAUGUGUCUUAGGCGGGGACAGCAUGGUGUCUACCCUCCACAGCAGGCCAAUGCAGAGACCAAAGGACAAGCUGUGCUCGCUCAAGGCGGCAGACCUGAAGGUUGGUGUCCCGUUGGAUGGACAUCCUGGAGAGAGGAAGCAGAAGAAGAGAGAUCAGAAUAAGACUGCUGCUCACAGGUAUCGUCAGCGCAAGAGGGCGGAGCUUGACUCUCUAGAGGCGGAGCUACAGGGGCUGGAGGGUCAGAACCGAGCACUGCGGGACAAGGCGGAGUCCGUCGAGCGAGAGAUUCAGUAUGUCAAAGAUCUGCUCAUCGAGGUCUACAAGGCUCGAAGCCAGCGCAUCAAAGAUGAUAUCAGUGCCUAACCCUCCAUUUGCCAGCUGUGUAAUCAAUGGGAACUUUGCGAGAGAAGAAGAGCAGGAGGAGGAGGAGUGAGACUUGCAUGUUUUAUUUUUUCUUUCCUUUUUAUUAAAUGGAUGUAGUCACACAGCUUAAAAAAAAAAUCAAAACAAAACAACAACCGAUAUAUCUAGUUGCGCAUUACUCAUGAUUUUCUUCAAAAACACAUCUGAUUCAUUAGACAUUUAUCUGACAAAAAAAAUCAAGACAUGUAUGUGCACUGUGACUCUUUAUUUUUUGUUUUUGGAAUUUCUACAUGCUGUCACACUUUGAGUUGUUGAGUCUAGAAGGAAACAGGAAGUGAAGGAAAAUUGGUGGGAAAAAGACGAAGAUGAUGAUUAUGAAGAAGAAGAAGAAGAAGAAGAAGAAGAAGAAGAAGAAGAAGAAGAAGAAGAAAGAGGCUUAUUUAUUUAUUUACUCAGUUAUGCCUCAAGAGAUGAAAUGCUUAUUGGUCAAAACUGCAGGGGUGCUUCAAAAAAUGUUGGAAAGUUUGAUGUCAUCAUGGGAAAUUGUGCCAAAACACUUCAAAACAAAAACAAAAAAAAUAUUUUUUACGUUUACAGAUAUUUUGACAUGUUUUGCCUAAUGCAAAUGCAAAAGGAUUAAAUCCUCAGAGUAAUAUUUCUUUACUCAGGUAUCGAAUGCAUGGACAAAAAAGUAGCUUAAGCAUGGUAGGUCUGGACACGAAUGUCUGCUUUUACUCCACAGCAUGUAUCACGAUUGCAGCCGAGUAUUUCAUAUUCUGCUUGUCGACACUUUUAAGUUUGUAUUCUGCUUAUUAUAUUUGUUAUUUAAGUACACGCCAUUAGAGACUCUCAUGUUUUUAUUUGCAUUGUUAGUCGUGUGGGUGUCGUAGUUAAUAUAUGAAAUUGCGUUUCCUCUUGGUUCAAUGCAGCGAUUUAAGUAUAAAAAGUACUGGACAAUCAUGUUUGAUCUUGAUCGCACUGUUUCAAAUUAAGUCAAACUUAUUCUAUAAUCUGUUCACAAUGGAAAAGCCGAAUAAAAAAGGUUGAUUUUUAUGGUAUUUCAGCAAGCCUUGCUUUUGUCAAUUAAAAACUAAAAUUAUUUUUCUCUUCA
Engraulis encrasicolus (European anchovy) is the source of this 3313-nucleotide messenger RNA. It is a transcript of the gene atf5b, whose product is annotated as activating transcription factor 5b. Lineage: Eukaryota; Metazoa; Chordata; Actinopteri; Clupeiformes; Engraulidae. Gene Ontology annotation, biological process: regulation of transcription by RNA polymerase II. Gene Ontology annotation, cellular component: nucleus. The transcript has 4 exons. Gene Ontology annotation, molecular function: DNA-binding transcription activator activity, RNA polymerase II-specific; RNA polymerase II transcription regulatory region sequence-specific DNA binding. The record is from RefSeq and is a predicted model, not a curated record. The coding region runs from base 646 to 2202 and encodes 518 amino acids.